Molecule: messenger RNA, 666 nt
Organism: Aspergillus pseudoviridinutans
Lineage: Eukaryota; Fungi; Ascomycota; Eurotiomycetes; Eurotiales; Aspergillaceae
Exons: 3
Coding region: 1-666 (221 amino acids)
Source: RefSeq, a predicted model, not a curated record
AUGCAUACCCAAAGUAUUCUUUCUCUUAUGCUCCUGGCUGCAAUUACCACUGCCGCAAUUGCCGAAGAGGUCGUCACUCUUUUCCUGCCCGAAUUCGAUUCUCAUUCCCUUGUAGGAAAGGUCAUCGGUACUGACGGUCCCUUGACUACCUACGUAGUCAACUGCAAUCCCAAACCCAAUAAUCAGAAUUUCUUCGAGAUCGGCGACUGUGCCGCCUCAUCCAGCGGGUUUAGCAUCGUCCAUGGACCUUCCACCUUCCGCGGUGUGUUCGAAUAUCCUCAGUAUACCAUGGCCGAGGACUGCGCAAUCAGUGACUCCACUUCCGUCUCUUGUGUUGUGACCAUGGCCUACGGCUCAUCUACUAGCGUCGAGGCUAUGGCUACUAUCGGUCCUGUGGAGGAUAUGUACCAGACGCUGACCAUCACGGGGACCGAGAUUGCUAGUAUCUCGGCUACUGCUCAGGCAUCUACAACUGCUGGAACUGCCACGGCUACAGGAUCCUCGAGGGUGACGACUACUACGGGCGCUUCAACGUCGAUGGGGGAGACGGGGAAGGACACGGCUGUGAUCAGCAAAAGCACAAACGCCGCUGCGGCGCAGAUGACGGGUCAUUCUAACUGGGUGGUUGGUGGUGCGGCGGCUAUGGCGAUCGUUGCAGCGAUCUGA